AAGUGCCUAUUUCAGAAAUCUACCCACCACUGGAAUAGAACAGCCCUUGUUUCUAAUAGUUGGUCUAUAUUAUUUGUUUGCCUGAAAGAUAACAGAAUAUCACAUCAUGGGUUACUUCAUUGUGAGCAAAGUGCUGCUGGUUGGGUGCCUGGUGGGAAUCGCUGUGGUUCUUCCAUGCUUUAGGGGGUCUCUGUUUUUCCUUCAGGGAGCUCCUUUCCUAAAUGGCACUGUGUUGUUUUCUACCUUUCUUAAAGCCACUAUGCCAAAUAAACAAUAUGUGAUUUUUUUUUACAAGCCGCUCUGAUAGUUUUGUAACUAUUAUUGAAAGACGACUCACCCUUGCCAGUAGUUUUGAACACAAAUGAAGACCAUGACUGUGAUAUCAAAUCGCCAGCGGUUCCUUCCCUGAUUCAGUUUUGUUCUUUGGCUUAUAGGACCUCCAUCUGUUCUAGGAUCAAAACCUCUAGGCCCUAUUGUGCACCAUUCCACAGCCACCCUAAUUGCCUGUGUUUUGAAAACAUUUUAAAGCUAAAAUUCAGUUCAGCAGUACUGACCUUGAGUCUACUAAAGGGCUAUAAGUAUUUGCCUUUGUAAUCUAUGUGAUCCUUGACUCUAAUAGGCUUACAAUUAACAGCAUUUCAGAAUCUUCCAACCACUGCCUCUUCCCAGCAGGUUGUAAGCCAUGGCGGUGUGGAUACAAGCCCAGCAGCUGCAAGGAGAUGCCCUUCACCAGAUGCAAGCGCUGUACGGCCAGCACUUCCCCAUUGAGGUGCGCCAUUACCUGUCCCAGUGGAUCGAAAGCCAGGCCUGGGACUCAAUAGAUCUUGAUAAUCCACAGGAGAACAUUAAGGCCACCCAGCUCCUGGAGGGCCUGGUGCAGGAGCUGCAGAAGAAGGCCGAGCACCAGGUGGGGGAAGAUGGCUUUCUCCUGAAGAUCAAGCUGGGCCACUAUGCCACCCAGCUGCAGAACACGUAUGACCGCUGUCCCAUGGAGCUGGUACGCUGCAUCCGGCACAUUCUGUACAACGAGCAGAGGCUGGUCCGGGAGGCCAACAACGGUAGUUCUCCAGCUGGAAGUCUUGCUGAUGCCAUGUCCCAGAAGCACCUGCAAAUCAACCAGACGUUUGAGGAGCUGCGACUGGUCACACAGGACACGGAGAAUGAGCUGAAAAAACUGCAGCAGACUCAGGAGUACUUCAUCAUCCAGUACCAGGAGAGCCUGAGGAUCCAAGCUCAGUUUGCUCAACUGGCCCAGCUGAACCCCCAGGAGCGACUAAGCAGGGAGACGGCCCUGCAGCAGAAGCAGGUGUCCCUGGAGGCCUGGCUGCAGCGCGAGGCCCAGACCCUGCAGCAGUACCGCGUGGAGCUGGCUGAGAAGCAUCAGAAGACCCUGCAGCUGCUGCGGAAGCAGCAGACCAUCAUUCUGGAUGACGAGCUGAUCCAGUGGAAGCGGCGGCAACAGCUGGCCGGCAAUGGUGGGCCCCCCGAGGGCAGCCUGGACGUGCUGCAGUCCUGGUGUGAGAAGCUGGCCGAGAUCAUCUGGCAGAACCGGCAGCAGAUCCGCCGAGCCGAGCACCUGUGCCAGCAGCUGCCCAUCCCCGGCCCCGUGGAGGAGAUGUUGGCCGAGGUCAAUGCCACCAUCACAGACAUCAUCUCAGCCCUGGUGACCAGCACCUUCAUCAUUGAGAAGCAACCCCCUCAGGUCCUGAAGACCCAGACCAAGUUUGCAGCCACCGUGCGCCUGCUGGUGGGCGGGAAGCUGAACGUGCACAUGAACCCCCCGCAGGUGAAGGCCACCAUCAUCAGUGAGCAGCAGGCCAAGUCCCUGCUCAAGAACGAGAACACCCGCAACGAGUACAGCGGCGAGAUCCUCAACAACUGCUGCGUCAUGGAAUACCACCAAGCCACAGGCACCCUCAGCGCCCACUUCAGGAACAUGUCCCUGAAGCGCAUCAAGAGGUCUGACCGACGUGGAGCAGAGUCUGUGACCGAAGAAAAAUUUACCAUCCUGUUCGAAUCACAGUUCAGUGUUGGUGGAAAUGAACUGGUUUUUCAAGUCAAGACCCUGUCGCUCCCUGUGGUGGUGAUUGUGCACGGCAGCCAGGACAACAACGCAACAGCCACCGUUCUUUGGGACAAUGCCUUCGCGGAGCCUGGCAGGGUGCCAUUCGCCGUGCCCGACAAAGUACUGUGGCCGCAGCUGUGCGAGGCCCUCAACAUGAAGUUCAAGGCUGAGGUGCAGAGCAACCGGGGCUUGACCAAGGAGAACCUGGUGUUCCUGGCGCAGAAGCUCUUCAACAGCAGCAGCAGCCACCUGGAAGACUACAACAGCAUGUCUGUGUCCUGGUCCCAGUUCAACAGGGAGAACUUGCCAGGACGGAAUUACACCUUCUGGCAGUGGUUUGACGGAGUGAUGGAAGUGCUAAAAAAGCAUCUCAAGCCUCACUGGAACGAUGGGGCCAUCCUCGGCUUUGUGAACAAGCAGCAGGCCCACGAUCUGCUCAUUAACAAGCCUGACGGGACCUUCCUCCUGAGGUUCAGUGACUCAGAAAUCGGCGGCAUCACCAUUGCCUGGAAGUUCGACUCCCAGGAAAGAAUGUUUUGGAAUCUGAUGCCGUUUACCACCAGAGAUUUCUCCAUCCGGUCCCUGGCUGACCGCCUGGGGGACUUGAAUUACCUUAUAUAUGUGUUUCCUGAUCGACCAAAAGAUGAAGUGUACUCCAAAUAUUACACACCGGUUCCUUGCGAGCCUGCCACUGCUAAGGCCGUGGACGGGUACGUGAAGCCGCAGAUCAAGCAAGUGGUCCCUGAGUUUGUGAAUGCAUCUGGAGAGGCAGGGGCCAACGCCACCUACAUGGACCAGGCCCCCUCCCCGGCUGUGUGUCCCCAGACACAUUACAACAUGUACCCCCAGAACCCGGACUCCGUCCUUGACACCGAUGGUGACUUUGACCUGGAAGACACAAUGGAUGUGGCACGCAGAGUAGAGGAACUGCUGGGCCGCCCCAUGGACAGCCAGUGGAUCCCUCACGCACAGUCGUGACCCAGCCCGGCUCCGUUGUCAGCAGCUCCGUGGUCCUUGCCGGAGGAGCUCCUGUCGUGGAUGCGUGACUUCCAUGAACCGCUUCUCUUUGGAAACAAUGCUCAUAAUGUGAAGUGUCCGUCCUCGCUUGUGACUUCGUGUUUCUGUGCACGUGGCACCAGUGGCGGGCGUGUGAGUGCGUGCGUGUGUGCGUGUGCACGUUGCCGUGUGCUUCUGCUCCAUGCCGCCAGCCCAGGGGCCACCUCAGAGGCUGUGCUUGUUCCUGCCCCUCGCAGAGGAAGGCGGUCUCAGCCAUGGGUCUUAAAGGUAGCGGAGCUCCAACCACGGCCACAACUGGAGAGGGCCGCUCUUCUCCACCAGGCCUCCACCACUGUCCGCCAAGCUCCUGCUGCCUCAUCAAGGCUGGAGGCGGCAUGGGGAAGGGGGCUUGGUGGCGGCUUUUUGCUUAGCCACCUGAUGUCCUGUCUUGGUCCUUUCUCCUCCUGCCCCCUGCCUCCCUCUCUGUCUCUGGAAAGCCACACAGUUCCUGUGUGUGUCCACACAAAGGAAAUGGAGGAAAGUGAGUCGCGUGACAGAGCCAACGCUGGGAGGUCCUCGGUGUCAUGGCCAGGGUGGUCGGCAUGGCCCUGACCCCCAGGUGCUGAGUCCCAGGGCAGUGGCCCUUCUGCUCGGUCUGUCCUUCCGUAUCUUCCUUAAGGCUUAGUCACAGUGGCUCUGGGGCAAUGUUGAAUGGCAUUUUUUUUAUUGUUUUGUUUUGUUCUGUUUUGUUUUGUUUCUAAAUUGGGUCUUUUUGGUUCCCCCUUCCCACCAAGUUGGACAGCAGGGUUCUUCCUUCCUGUGACAGGCUGGAGGAGCAGGCUGGGAGCAAGGCCUGACCAGGUACUCCCGCUGCUGCAGGCCACUGGGUACCAGGUGGAGGGAACUUGGGGGAAGUGCAGUCAGCAGAUUUGCUUGGGAGUUUGGUGAACUAUGAAAACCAAAUCAAAAAAACAAAAAAAAAAAGAAAGAAAGAAAAGAAAAAAACUCCCUUGGCAGCAUCUUGUCCUGUGGUCUCCUCCGAAGAAUCAUGCCAGAGGGCAGGACUGGACAGAAAUGGGCAGCGGGGCAAGAGGAGCAGGUGCAACUUUCAGUUGAGGCCUAAGAGGUCCCCUGGGGCCCCUUCUCCAGAUGAGCCCGAGCACCCCUAGAGAGGAUGGCCCUAAAAACCUUAUUUUUAUACAUGUGAGUAAAUAAACAGAUAUUUUUUUUUUUUACAAAAGUAACUUCUGAAUUUAUCAGUGUUUUGCUGUUAAAGGAAAAUAUUCCUCUGUAGGAAACUAUUUAUUGGAAGAUGACUUUUUUAAAGCUGCUGUUUGCCCGGGCUUGGGUUCAUACACUGAGUUAUUCUUCUAUGUCAGGGAGUGGAGUCUCUGCUCCCAUCCCGAGGAGCGGACUGGCUCCUCUUCAGGUGCCAUCUUGGCCUGAGGAGACUGGUCGGCCCCUUCCCUGCCACAAUGUCCAGCUGACUUCACCAGCUGCCCUGGCUGGGACACGGAGCCCAGUGGUACUUUGCUGUCGGAAGUGGGUACCGCCCCAGGGCCCAAGGAGGGCAGAGCAGCCCAGCAGCCCUGAGCGGCUCAGAGCUCACUUGGCAGUUAGCACUGGGGUCUGGGAGGAAGAGCGGGGGUGUUCACACGGGGGCCAAGCCGCCCUUGUUCUCAGGAGGCUGCGCUGAGAGGUGGGAGAGAGUUUUGACUGAAAGGUGCGCUCGUUCUCUGCAUUCUGUUUUCUCUCUUCGCCCUGCUCCUGCAACCACAACAAGAGGUGGUGGCAGGCUCGUUGCCGCUCCCACACCCCUCUACCCCCACCGCACACAGAGUCCUCCAAUGCGCCAGCUCCCUGUGUGUGGCGUGUGCAGGUUUUGUAGGGGAUUGGGGGGAGACCACGUAAGCGUAACUUAAAAUGAAAGUUAUACUUUUUAUAAUUUUUUCUUUCUAAAACUUUGUGAAAUGAUCUCAGAUUCAUAUUUUAGCGUGGGAGGCAGAUCAUAUAGCAACCAAAAAAAGUAUUGUGUACAAUUUGGGGCAGUCACAGAAUUGUGUAUUUCAUGUUACAAUAAAGGCUUCAUCUGAAGAGUUA
This is a messenger RNA of Ochotona curzoniae (black-lipped pika), 5161 nucleotides long. Its product is annotated as signal transducer and activator of transcription 5B. The transcript is spliced from 18 exons. Lineage: Eukaryota; Metazoa; Chordata; Mammalia; Lagomorpha; Ochotonidae. The coding region runs from base 683 to 3043 and encodes 786 amino acids. The record is from RefSeq and is a predicted model, not a curated record. Gene Ontology annotation, biological process: regulation of transcription by RNA polymerase II; growth hormone receptor signaling pathway via JAK-STAT; regulation of cell population proliferation. Gene Ontology annotation, molecular function: DNA-binding transcription factor activity, RNA polymerase II-specific; RNA polymerase II cis-regulatory region sequence-specific DNA binding.